CUUUGUGCCGGGCGCGGGAGCGGCGGCGGGGAUGUGUCUGGCGGCGCUGGCACGGCCCCAAAUCUCGGCUCCGGACUGCAGCUCCCCGGUGGCUCUUCAGUGACCAGGAAGGGUCGAGAACCUGCUGGUGGCCUGGGACAGGAGGGACAGGACGGUGACAGGGAGAAGGUACAGGGAUCCGGGGAGCAGCUGGAGUGGAGACGUGGCCAUUGUUUGCCCCAGCACGGGGCUGUCAGAGCCUUGGGGACACAUCCAGCACCAUCCUGACUGUGCCAGUACCCCGUGAGGAGCCAGUGACACCACCAUGUCCCAGGCAGGAGGAGCCGAGGAGACCUUUGAACACCGUGAUGUGGUCAUCAACACCCAGGACAAGGUCUCGGAUGUGUACACGCAGCUGGAGAAGCUGGGAGAGGGGAAGUUCGGGAAGGUGUACCGGCUGCGGGAAAAAGCCUCCGGCAAAAUCCGUGCUGGGAAGUAUUUCCGGACACGGACGGGCAAGGAGAGGGCGGCGGCCCGGGCAGAGGUGGAGCUGAUGAACCUGCUGCAGCACCCCCGCCUGGUGCAGUGCCUCGCUGCCUUCCAGGGCCCCACGGAGCUCGUCAUGGUGAUGGAGUACGUGGCAGGGGGGGAGCUCUUUGAGCGCAUUGUGGAUGACGACUUUGAGCACACGGAGCCCAGCAGUGCCCAGUACGUGAGGCAGAUCCUGGAGGGGCUGCAGUUCAUGCACGGCCAGGCCAUCGUCCACCUCGACCUCAAACCUGAGAACAUCGUCUGCGUCAGCCCCGACAACCACUGCGUCAAGAUCAUCGACUUCGGCCUGGCACGGAAGCUGGCUCCAGACACCCCCGUGAAGGUGUUACACGGCACCCCUGAGUUCAUGGCCCCAGAAGUGGUGGCCUUCGAGCCCGUGAGCUUCUCCACAGACAUGUGGAGUGUUGGUGUCAUCUGCUACAUCCUGCUGAGCGGGGAGUCCCCCUUCCAGGGGGACACGGACAUGGAGACGCUGAGCAACAUCACAGCUGCCCGGUGGGACUUUGAGGAGGAGACCUUCUCCGAGAUCUCCCCCCAGGCCAAGGACUUCAUCAGCCAGCUGCUGCAGAAGGACCCCCGCCACCGGCUCCCCAGUGCAGGGGCUCUGCUGCACCCCUGGCUGCAGCACCCCCAGCCCAGCAGCCCCAAGGCGCUGUCCAAGGACAGGAUCAGGCAGUUCCUGACGCGGCGCAAGUGGCAGAAAACAGGGAAAGCCCUGCUGGCCCUCAACAGGCUGACCCUGCUGUCCCAGAGCCUGGAGAGGAAGGCAUCAGAGGCUCAGGAUGAGGAAGGCCGGGGCUGCAGCCCAGAAGAGGAACAACCCUCCAGGGCUCUGCCCACACAGGGUCCUGGUUCCUCAGAGCUGCUGACAGAGCAAGAGGAGGAGGAUGGUGGGAGCACUGCAGCCCCAGGGGAGGCAGAGAGCAGUGACAGCGAGGCUGUGUCACCCCCUUCCUGGAGCACCUAGAGCAGAGGAGGAGAGAGGAGCAGGGAGGUGGUGACCCC
Molecule: messenger RNA, 1536 nt
Organism: Corapipo altera (White-ruffed manakin)
Lineage: Eukaryota; Metazoa; Chordata; Aves; Passeriformes; Pipridae
Product: myosin light chain kinase, smooth muscle-like
Biological process (GO): positive regulation of apoptotic process; protein phosphorylation; intracellular signal transduction
Cellular component (GO): cytoplasm; nucleus
Molecular function (GO): ATP binding; protein serine/threonine kinase activity
Source: RefSeq, a predicted model, not a curated record